Messenger RNA from Mya arenaria, 3509 nucleotides. Its product is annotated as PHD finger protein 23-like. NCBI's taxonomy places the organism in Eukaryota, Metazoa, Mollusca, Bivalvia, Myida, Myidae. Bases 126 to 650 code for a protein of 174 amino acids. The transcript is spliced from 5 exons. The record is from RefSeq and is a predicted model, not a curated record.
AACAGUUCAUGACCCCUGCCCGGAUAUUCGGAAAGAAAGCGUCGUACUGCAUACAAAAUUUCAUGGAAGGUGCUUCGAAAAAAAUCGGAUAACUAAAAAUCAAACAAAUAAAAACUAAUGUGAAUAUGACGGAUGAUAUCUUUAAAGCUCCAAGGACUAAAAGAAUGCCUGGCAAACGAGAUAUAGAGCCUGGUGGUGUUUCCCCUCCAAAGAAAGGACGCACUAAAGAUGACUUCUACACUUUCUGUUCCUGGGUCCUCACAUACACUCAAUAUGAACAGUGGAAACAAGACGAAAUCCGGUCCAGAGACAACACCAGUCCGCUUGACAGCGCAUCAAGCACGGCAGGGAGCUAUUCAUCAGAGUCCACCCUGUCCACCAGCAGUAAGGAAGACAACUCACCAAACCUGGAUCUUCACGACUCUGAGGAUGAGAGUUUCGAGUUGAUCACCUGUUUCUGUAUGAAACCAUACGCUGGGAGGCCAAUGAUCGAAUGCUCCGAGUGCAACACUUGGAUCCACCUGUCUUGUGCAAAGAUUCGCAAAACCAACAUACCAGACACUUUUGUGUGCAAUUUGUGCAAAGAGAAACAAUUCAAAUCCAGGAAGUCAAGUCGUGUGAGAAUAGAAAAUAAGCGGAUCACUGUAUAGCAAGAGACUUUGAAAUUUUAACAUAGAGACUCAUAUACAUAUAUUAUCAUUACCAUUUCUUAUGUUACUUUGUCAACUGCUAGCUAUGUACCAGAAUUGGAUUCUACCAGAAUUGGACAUGAUCAGGUCUUCUUUGACAAUACAAUAUCUGUAUUUAAUACUAUUUUUAGUAAUUGUCUAACCAGCAUCAGACCUGGUGGUAUCCAAUCAGGUUAUGUCUGAUCAUCCUGGUAUCCAAUCUGGAAUGAAGCCUUUCCAGAUUGACUCCAUUGUUAACUUUGUGUUAUUUGGUGCAUUGUUACUCUGGGAAUACUUAUACUUGCAGCAUCUGCAUGUAUUUUUCUAUCAUUGUUUAUUGACAGAUAUAUUUUUGAAUUGUUGAAAAACCAACAGAACAUUGGAACAUAUAGUAGCAUGCAACCAUUGUCAUACUACUUCUAGUAACAUGUACUUCCGACACUGUUAAAGAGUUAAUGAAUUUUUUGCCAGAAAUUGAGUUAAGAUUUAUUUAAUGACAUGACACCCAAGUUCUAUUUCUUGUCAUGAAAUAAGCAUAUCUUCAAGGGUAAUUAUAUUCAUUUUUUUCUGGGAUUUCAACUGGUUCAGUACGCUAUCAGCAGCAUGUUCAGGAUUUGAAGGAUCUCACAUUUUGCAUCACAUCAUCUUUCACCCUCUUUAAUGCAUGUAUUUCAUCUAGAACUACUUAUAUGGUUUUUCAUGCUUUUGUUUAUUUAUGAUUCAUUGUUUACGUCUCUGAAUGAAAUUAUUUACAUGCAGCAAGUGAUAUUUAUUAACUCCACAAUGUCGUCAUUAUUUACUAUCUGCCUUAUAGGCAGAAGUGUUUUUUAACACUUCAUCAUUCACCAAACUGACUGAAACAAGAUGUUAUUAUAAAACAGCAACGUAUCAAAAUGAGCAUGUUUCUAGAGUUUCUAGAGCCAAGGCAAGUUGUUUUAUUGGAAGUGAGGUGGGGCAUUAAACCAGGCAAUGUGCUAGUUUUACCUUAUCAGAAUUUUAUGUGUUACGUUAUUUUUAUUCUGUUUUAUGUACAUGUACCGGUAGUUUGUGCUGUCAUUAAGUCCCUAUCAAGUGUUGGUUUCUUUAAAAUCCUGUUGAUCCUUAAUGUUGUGGUUAUCAGAGCAAUGUUGAUGAAACAGUGCCCCCUUUAUUGAAAUGGACAACAAAUACAUCUCUGUUUUCUUUCCAUAAUUUUAAAGUUUUCUCCCUACUGGAAACUAUAAUUUAUCGAAAGUUGGGUUUUAAAUCUGCAUAUAUAAUAUAUAAAAUGAUACUUAUAGUAAACCAUUCAGAUAUUCUUUUUUGAGAUUUUAUUGCAUCUGUUUUGAAUUCUGUCUGUAAAUAUCAUAGUAUUUAUAGGAGAUUGUUCUAUUUUAUUAUGCUCUGCGAAGGGAGAGCAAAUGGUCGACGCUUUUGUCGUUCCAUCAUCCGUCACACCCUUGUGCAAAGAAUUACUUUUUAACUUUUGAUGGGAUUUCAAUGAAACUUGAAACAUUGACAAAGUCAAAUAUGCACAAGUGCAGUGCACAAGAAAUUUUAUCUUAGGUGUAUUUAUCCCUCUAACUUUUACAGUAUGCAUUAAUAGAUAAACUGCAUGUCCGGUCCAUAACACAAAAAGUACUGAAGGAAUUGAAAUGAAACUUGAAUAGAAAGUAAUAAAAGGAAGUGCAGCCCCCAAUAAGUGUAAUCCUACAUUAAACAUACUGAUUUCUCUCCCCGUAACCACUUUUUUAUACUUAAUUUUUGUCCCGAGCACUAAUCAAGUCUUUAUGGUAUUGAUUCCAAACUCAAUAUACUUAUAGAUCAUACUGAGGAGAAGUACAUUGUACAGGAACCGUAACUGUCUCUCUUGUCUUCAGAGUUAUUGUCAUUUGUUCAUUUCUGUACUUAAUGUUUGGCCAGAGCAUAACUCCAAAAAUGUCUUUAAGGUAUUAACUUCAGUUUUUAUAUACAGAUCAGUGCACAAGAACUAUAAUUAUUUUUGUUUUAGUGUUUUAACAAUAAUUACCCAUUGCUCAUUUUUAUACUGUUUUGGUGAGGAGCAUAUUCUUAUGUCUUCCCUUGCUUUUAAAUCAACACUUCAAAUUCUUCAAUGGCAUUCUGUGACUGCUUGUCUAGUUUGCCCUUUUCUUCAAAAUUUUCUGUGUCUGCUCUUUUAUUCCGCAAAUGAAAUAAAUAGUUUCAAAAUUGCUUGACACAAAUCUCUACUUUUGCCAUUUGUAAAACAGGUAGUUUUAAAGAACAACUUAAUAGGUACUAGUUUCCUAUUUGCACUGUCACUAUUAGUACCCUGUCAGGGUGCAUACAUAAUUUCCAACGAAAGUAAUAUUUUAUUGGGCAUGAAAUCUAAAAUUUGUAUAAAGUGUAAAUAUUAUUCAUGUUACUAGGUUUCAUGAACUUCAUUUAUUGUUAGAUGAUGUGUACAUACAUUUAUGUUUGUAUAGUUAACUAGGGUCAUGUGAAAUUAUACAGAGAAUGGUCAGCAAUAAGUUUCUCAUAUUUUGAAAGUGCUUGAAAUAGCUUUCAGAAUGUUAACAAGCUAUUCCAAAAUCACAAAGGACAUUCAUCUGCAUUUCAUUAUCAAAACAAUGUUAUUUCGUUCACUGAAUGUGCAUGGGAGUUUGUAUCAUGUCUUACUCUUCAGGUGCCCUUAAUUUUUUUGUUUCGUGGGAACUCAGUUCAUUUAUAUAUUCAUACAUAUUGUUAGCAAUGAAUUCAUUAUCUUGUUACUUUUUGUCCCAUUCAUAUCAUGAUAAGAAUGUUCCUCCAUUGUUACUGUAAUUACUUGAUAAGUGUUAUUUGUACAAAGUUGAUACUUACUUAUUAAAGCAUUUUAUGGCA